Gongylonema pulchrum is the source of this 285-nucleotide messenger RNA. The record is from the annotation of a GenBank genome assembly. Lineage: Eukaryota; Metazoa; Nematoda; Chromadorea; Rhabditida; Gongylonematidae.
GAAUUGAGUCGGAAAUGUCAGUCAUUUACUGUUAAUAUGCUGGAGCAAGUACGUGGGUCAAAAGAGCUGGAAAUCGUGUUGAACCACACGACGAAUGCUUGGGAAGAAGUGACCGAGCGGAAAAGUACCAGCCUUUGUCAACAACUUGCCAGGCUGAAACUAGCUAUUAAGCUUAGACAAAAAAGGUUCGUUGCGCAUCCCAAUUGUCAGCAGUUAUUGUCCGCAAUUUUUUACGAAGGGUUGCCGGGCUUUCGCGACUGGCAUAUUGCUGUCAAGGUUAGCUAA